CUCUCAUCUUCCUCUCAUUCUCAUUUCCACCCACCCUCGCUCUGUUUUUUCUCUCUCCCCCUCCUCUCUCUCUCUCGGUCUCUCUUCCGCAGUUCAACACUUUCCAUCUUGCCUCUCUCAAGGCUACACGCACUGACGGCAGCAUGUCUAUUGUGAGCAUCGUUGCCAGGGAAAUCCUGGACUCUCGGGGAAACCCUACAGUGGAAGUGGACCUGAGAACUGAUAAAGGUCUGUUCAGAGCUGCAGUGCCCAGUGGAGCAUCUACAGGCAUCUAUGAGGCUCUUGAACUUAGAGAUGGAGACAAAAGCCGCUACAAAGGCAAAGGUGUACUAAAGGCUGUCGGUCACAUAAAUGAUACUCUUGGACCAGCCAUCAUUGCAUCUGGGAUCGAUGUGGUGGAGCAAGAGAAACUGGACAACCUCAUGAUUGAAAUGGACGGGACGGAGAACAAAUCCCAGUUUGGUGCUAAUGCCAUUCUGGGAGUGUCUCUUGCCAUCUGCAAAGCCGGUGCCGCAGAGAAAGGCGUCCCCCUGUACCGCCACAUUGCUGAUUUGGCAGGAAACACAGAACUGGUGCUGCCCGUUCCAGCUUUUAAUGUUAUUAAUGGAGGCUCCCAUGCUGGAAACAAACUUGCGAUGCAAGAGUUCAUGGUACUCCCUGUAGGGGCGGAGUCGUUCCGUGACGCGCUGCGUGUCGGAGCCGAGCUGUAUCAGACGCUGAAGGGUGUCAUUAAAGAGAAAUACGGCCAAGAUGCCACCAACGUUGGUGACGAGGGAGGUUUCGCUCCAAACAUCCUGGAAAACAGUGAAGCGUUGGAGUUGAUUAAGACGGCCAUUGAAAAAGCGGGUUUCACAGAUAAAGUCGUGAUCGGUAUGGACGUGGCUGCCUCCGAGUUCUACCGUGAUGGAAAGUACGACCUUGACUUUAAGUCGCCCCCAGAUCCCAGCAGACACAUUAGUGCAGAUGAGCUUUUAGAAAUCUACCAGACGUUUGUCAACGACUAUCCAGUGGUGUCCAUUGAGGACCCAUUUGACCAGGACGACUGGCCCGCUUGGACUAACAUGACAGGGUCCAUGGGGAUCCAGAUUGUUGGAGACGACCUGACCGUGACAAAUCCGAAAAGGAUAGAGAAGGCUGCAGAAGACCGUGCCUGUAACUGCCUACUGCUGAAGGUCAACCAGAUCGGCUCUGUCACAGAGGCUAUCCAGGCGUGUAAACUGGCCCAGGCCAACGGAUGGGGCGUGAUGGUCAGCCAUCGCUCAGGAGAGACAGAAGACACUUUUAUUGCUGAUCUAGUGGUGGGGCUUUGCACUGGACAGAUAAAGACAGGAGCUCCCUGCAGAUCCGAGCGCCUCGCCAAAUACAACCAACUUAUGAGGAUUGAAGAAGAACUGGGCGAUCAGGCUCGAUUUGCCGGGCACAACUUCAGAAACCCCAGCGCUCUGUGAGACUGACAACACAACACUGAAAUCACACAACAACAACAACAACGACUGACCACCCGCACUGAACUGACUGACUAACCCGACUUCCCCUGAGAUAACCCUGAAUGCAUUAAAACAGCACUGUUUGCACUGAUAUACAAAUAAUGACUUAAAAUACAAAUAAUGACCAAGACGCGCACAUAAAAAGUAAACUGAGGGCAGGCUUUGAAAGACCAAAUAUUAUGCACAGAGAUCCUCUUUAGACUGACAUUAUGCACAAAAGAUACUGAAUUAUGUUAAACCAUGUGCACAGGGUGAAUAUGCAUGCAUGACAUUAUACAGAUAUCAGACGGAUAAAAGAACCUUGAAUUUAUGGAAGCAUUAAUUUUAAGGUCUAAAAAGAGGUUUGAUAUAAAUUAAAAAAGAUAUUUAAUAUUAAAUGUAAACUAAGAUUAUGAAAUAUAUGUACAUAGAUUUAAAAGAAGACUUGUCAUUUUUAUGGUUCAUUGCAUGAGAACUAGGCAAAAAAUCUUGCUUUUGAAAAAUGGAAGGUAACAGUUUGGCAUACUUUAUUUCAGCACAUAAAUGAUAAAAACUUGUGCUGUGAUUAUUAAUAUUGAAAGACACAUUGCACAGUGCAAGUCUGUCAGCGGAUGAGGUUUAUGUUAUGUCUGUAAUUAAAUUGUAGUAAGUGAAUUAAAGCAUUAGUCUAUAAAACACUAAGUGCAUCAAGACUGCGAUAUUAAAAGCCCAAAUUCAGUACAGACCUAAUAAUAGGCUGCUAUAAGCAAGUACAUGAGCCCAGAAUAUAAACACAAGUUUCACAGUAGGUGUUUUCCCAUAAUAAAACAUUAUAAUGACACGGCAUGGGUAUAAGGCAUUAAGACGGUGAUGUACAGGCUAGCAGAUAAGACCAGAAUAUGAAAACGGCAUGCUUAAAUAUUUUUAAGCAUGCCGUUUCUUCAUAGGACAUUAUAAAAUACAUACAUUAUAAACGUCCAAGUGGAUUAAAUUAUGUUUUCAUCAUCUUACAGGUCAUAAAGUUUAUUGUAGACACUCUGGUUUUUCUGUUAUUUGGCCAAACAAAAUGGAUAAAAGAUAAAGCACUACGGACAAUCUAUAAGAUAGUAUUGUCUAUAUGACAUUAAUGAAUCUUGAAUAUUUAAACUUAAUGUGUAUAUAGAAACAAAGUUUAUAAUCAUUCUGUGUUGCUCAUUACAGUAAUCAAGUGCGUAUGCAUGAUCUUAUUUAUGCCAAGUUUAUUUUUUAUAAAAUAGUGCUUGCGCACAUUUUAAUACCCGUUUUGUGCGUACGGAUGCUUUAUAAAUUAGGCCUUAUUAAUGUUUUUAUCCAUAAACAUGCUUUUUAAAUGUUUAACAGACAACAAGUAUGAAGGAAUAAACCAACAAAAACCAGAAGAUAAAUCUAAUAACGACCGUUCAGAUUUUGCACUGAUUUUCAUGCAAUGACUCUUAAAAGUAACUUUUAGUUUUUAUUCUACUUUGGAUGUUCCUCUUAAAUGUGAUUAUCUUAACUUUAAGAUGAAUUAUCUACAUCCAGUUGUGAAACGAAAUGAGAAUAAGACAGAUUGUGGGUGCACAAAUAUAUAUUCAUAAGAAACGCUGAAGAUUAUUCAUUAUGACAGAUCUCAUUUAAGAACUAGACUGACAAACCAGCUUACACAAACACACACAUUAACAUUUGUGUAGCACACGAUGACUCCUCUUCUGUCUUCUUCGUUCUUGUAUUGCUUCUUUUCUAAUCGUUUUCUGUCCGCACCCCCAUCAUCCCUCUUCCCUUCUUGUGGUUGACUUGGCUUGUGCCCCAUUGCCUGAAAUCUCCCCCCUGCCCACUCAUCAUUUUAUCUAUUUGUGCGAUCUUUGUGAUGAAAAUGCAACAAGAUGGAAAAAAUAAAUAACUGACAAGCCUGUCGUAAAGUAAUGUUAUGGAAUUAAAGCUGUCAUUACUUUCGUCACCCUU
This is a messenger RNA of Paramisgurnus dabryanus, 3404 nucleotides long. It is a transcript of the gene eno2, whose product is annotated as enolase 2. Gene Ontology annotation, cellular component: phosphopyruvate hydratase complex. The record is from RefSeq and is a predicted model, not a curated record. Gene Ontology annotation, biological process: glycolytic process. Gene Ontology annotation, molecular function: phosphopyruvate hydratase activity; magnesium ion binding. NCBI's taxonomy places the organism in Eukaryota, Metazoa, Chordata, Actinopteri, Cypriniformes, Cobitidae.